CUUGCAACUUGAAGCGCGAGUUUUUGGUGCAAUAUAUCUACCAUGGUUCUCAACGCAAGCUCUCGGGACGAAGAACUCGCUCGUCGCUCGUCACAAAUACGCAGGUUUUUUCGAAGCACAGUUGCAAACAAGGCCAUCGUCUCGCAAUUCCUCACAGAUGUCGAGGUGGAACUGAACAGGCUUCAAGCCGAGAUCUAUGCCCUUCAAAACAAACGAGAGCAGCUGAAGACAACAGCAGACCUUUUCGAGUCUCUUUUGUCACCUAUUCACGCUAUGCCGUUAGAGAUCCUCUCGACGAUCUUUGCAUUUUGUUGUGAGAAGAAUGUAUUGUCCCCAUCUUUUCUUCCCCCAGUUGUUCACCUUUCCAUGGUUUGCGGUCGGUGGCGGGAUGUUGUUCAAUCGACACCUAGUCUAUGGUCCUCCAUUUCCAUCGAGUUUGACGCCUGGUCGGCUCAAACUCAUCGCCUGGAGCCCUUGACGGAGCAGUUCAUGCAAUUCUCUAAAUCAUCUCCACUAUACCUCUCACUCAAGUUCCCCUUCGUCACAGUGGAUGACUUGGUUCCGGUACGACCCGCCUUGGAUGCUAUGGUUCGAAAUUGUGAACGUUGGGACCGUCUGCAUCUGAUUUAUAACCAGUUUCUUCCGGUAGACGCCUUCGCACCAAUUCGUGGUUGCCUUCCUGCUUUGAAAUACCUCUGCCUGAACUUCAUUGGUAGUGGACAGGAACUUUUCACUGCUUCGCAACUUUUCGACACUUGCCCCUCCCUUCGAUCACUCAAACUACAACGAGUCCCACUUGAGUCGGAGGACGAGGACGGGUCACCCCACCUUCCUUGGAACCACAUUAAAAAGCUACAUAUUCAUACUGCUUUCAGUGGCGAUGCAUUUCCUAUCCUAGCACUUUGUCGAGAGGUCGAACACCUGAAGUUGACCGACGUCGGGGGUGUGUCAGACGGCGGAGAAGGCUACUCAGGGCACAUUGUGACAAAUAGCAUCAAGUUCUUGACCGUCGUCGGAGAAGCACAAGACGACCUAGAUGACAUUUUACGACAUGCAACCCUCAAAGGGUUAACCUCCCUCGACAUAGCUAUAGAACAGUCAGAUCCCGCCAUCCGGCUAACGUGGGAUGGGAGCCAUAUGCGUGACUUUUUCCUUCGGUCGAGCUGUAGCUUGACGUCCUUGCGCCUGCAUAUCCCUUUCACUGAUCGACAGGCGCUGUCCGUGCUGCAGAUGGUCCCCACACUCAAGUCUCUUUGUAUUGAGGAAUUUUCUGAUAAGAAAGGAAAUCUUACCAUUACUGACGCCUUCCUCAACGACAUCGCCGUCAAUGCUUCGCUGACUUCGGCCUCUGCUACUCCUAUCUUACCCAAACUCAACGAGUUGAAGUUGAAGAUACACAAGGAUGACAUCAAUUCACAUUCUCUUGUGAAGCUGUUGUCAUCACGAUGCUUCCCAUCGAAUUUCUGCGUCGACGUAGAGUGUUUGCAAUCCGUUGAGAUUGUGGUUUUCAAGAGUAAAGAGCACCCAGAAGAAAGAUCAUUCGACGAUUUGCACUGCUUCGGAGAUGCGGGGAUGCGACUGUCCAUUACUUAUCUGUAG
Messenger RNA from Marasmius oreades (fairy-ring Marasmius), 1599 nucleotides. RefSeq lists its product as uncharacterized. The transcript has 2 exons. The record is from RefSeq and is a predicted model, not a curated record. Bases 43 to 1599 code for a protein of 518 amino acids. Gene Ontology annotation, molecular function: protein binding. NCBI's taxonomy places the organism in Eukaryota, Fungi, Basidiomycota, Agaricomycetes, Agaricales, Marasmiaceae.